Messenger RNA from Gopherus flavomarginatus (Mexican gopher tortoise), 1778 nucleotides. RefSeq names its product leucine-rich repeat-containing protein 37A2-like. The transcript has 10 exons. NCBI's taxonomy places the organism in Eukaryota, Metazoa, Chordata, Testudines, Testudinidae. The coding region runs from base 1 to 1734 and encodes 577 amino acids. The record is from RefSeq and is a predicted model, not a curated record. Gene Ontology annotation, molecular function: protein binding.
AUGAGUGAGGCAGGUCUCCGGCCCCCUCUGCUCCUCCUCCUGCCGCUGGUGGCCGUCACCGCCUCCCUCGCUGGGCCGCACGGCAACGCCUGCCCGGCCCCAUGCCGGUGCCACCGGGGGCUGCUCAACUGCAGCAGGGCCGCCCUGCCCGCCGGGCUCCACUGGCUGCUACCGCCUGGGCCUGCCGCCCACAACCAGACCUUCUUCUUCCUAAUUCUCAAGGACAAUGACUUAAGCAAACUGCAGAAAGAUUCACUCGAGGGCUUGCUGUCGCUAAAGCACCUGGAUUUAUCCUGCAACAAAAUCCUGUUUAUUGAGAAACAUGCAUUUGAGCCUCUACCUUUUUUGCAGUAUAUAAACCUUGGCGGUAAUCUCAUUACAGAGCUUCGUUAUGGGACAUUCCAGGCCUGGCAUGGGAUGCAGUUUUUGCAGAAGUUGGUCCUAAGCCAUAAUCCAUUGUCAAUCAUUGCUGACACGUCAUUUUUUGAAUUGCCCUCACUGAAAUAUCUGGACCUAGGUGCCACGCAAGUGACUCAAAAGACAUUUCAGACUCUUCUCAUGACAUCACUCCAGUUAGAAACACUAAUACUGCCCAACAACAUGGCUUGCUGCCUCUGCCAGAUGAAAGAGAAUAUUGAAAUUCUGUGUAAGACAAUCAAGUUACACUGUGAACAUUUGUGUGCCACCAACUCCUCCCUAUGUGAACCUUUAGAAAAGAUGCAAGAGGAAUUAAUGAAAGUGUUACAGUCCAGGAAACUGAAUGCCAGCAUCGUGUUAAAUCUUGAGCCUGAGGAACCUUUACUCACCAACAGUGAUGAUGAAAUCACGAUGCUUGCAGAUAGCCAGUAUCAACCUAAGAUUGAUAUGGAUCUUAAUAAGUCAGGAGAUCUUCUUCCUGGAGUAAAUUACCUCUUCUUUAAACACCUGACCAAGCAGGGAGAAAUAAACAAUAAGGCAUUUCAUCGAGUGAAUUCAGAUGUAAGCCACAUGCUAGUGGAAAGAAAACAAAAGCACAGGAUGAAUAGUAAAGAAGGCGUAAGCAAUAGGUUAUCACAUAGAAAAAGUCCUGCUUUGACUGAUGCUGUCUUGGAGAACCCAUCUGAAAACAAUGACUCUUCGCUGGAUGAUAUCUUACCCAGCAUACACCAAGCCAAUGAAACACACUGGAAGCAUCAAAAAGAGAGCGCUGGUUUUCCAUAUACACUUAGUGGUUCAUCAUCCCUGGAUAAUUACUCUGUUCAAGGAGACCUGUUUGAAGCUGAGCUGAAUAAUCGAUUGCGCUCCCUCAUCCCAAACCAAGCUGUGAGAAACCUUAUCUCCCAUGUGAUCCGAACCCUGAAAAUGGACUGCACCGAGCCCAGGGUGCAGCUGGCCUGUGCGAAGCUCAUCUCCAAGACAGGCCUGCUCAUGAAACUGUUCAGCGAGAGAGAAGAUAUCAAAGAAACCUCCUCUUUGUGGCGAACGUACCUCUGGGAAAACAGGAACGCGCCCAACGAGAGCACCCACCAGAGGAAAACCAGCAAGAAAGAUUCAGAGGAGUUAUCCCCAGAGCCUCCCCAAUACAGCUACGGCAACAAGCUGCUGCUGGCGAUAUCGGUGACGGUGGUAAUAAUGAUUAUUAUUGCAGUGAUUUGUCUCAUCGAGGUAAGCCAAAAAAAUCCAUUUGUUGCAUGGCCAUUGUUUCAGUCAUCCUCGCAGCACUGUGUAGGAGUAUCCCUUCGAACAGUGUUUUAGAAACUGCCAGAAACCAGCCAGAGCAGCCAUAUAUCAGUAGUUAU